This is a messenger RNA of Camelina sativa (false flax), 903 nucleotides long. Lineage: Eukaryota; Viridiplantae; Streptophyta; Magnoliopsida; Brassicales; Brassicaceae. The record is from RefSeq and is a predicted model, not a curated record.
AUGGCUGGUUUUUCUUCCCAACAUCAGCAAGACAUCCUCCAGCACUUCCCGUUUGCUGUUGGCUCUCUCCCUGUCUGGUAUUUGGGGCUUCCCCUCCUCACUCGUUCUAUGACACAUGCUGAUUAUCUACCUCUACUUGAACGCAUUCGCCUUCGUAUCUCCUCCUGGACAGGACGUUUCUUGUCUUUUGCGGGCAGGCUUCAGUUAAUCAAAUCAUUGUUAUCCAGCUUAACCAACUUCUGGCUCUCUGUUUUCCGUCUGCCGAAACGGUGCCUUCAGGAGAUUGAUAGCCUUUUCUCGACUUUCUUGUGGUCUGGUCCGGACCUAAACUCGAAAAAGGCGAAAAUAUCUUGGCUUGAUGUGUGUAAACCAAAGCAUGAGGGAGGUUUGGGGCUUCUUCGUCUGCAGGAUACGAAUACAGUUUGCAUUUUGAAGCUCAUUUGGCGUCUUGUGUCUGCUAGUAACUCCCUUUGGGUCAACUGGUGGAACACUGCUGCAAAUGGAGCUUGUGUUCUCUGUCAGGGUUAUGGGGAAACGAGAGAACAUCUAUUUUUCUCCUGCUCCUACUCUUCAAGCGUGUGGUCAGCUCUGGUUCAGAGAUUGUUGGGGGUUCGGUUCACUAUUUCCUGGGCAACUUUGGGUCCUAUGCUUGUUGACUCUUCUACUCCAAGGCUUCAACUCUUUGUCAUGCGCUAUGUCUUUCAGUCUAUUAUACAUAGCAUUUGGCGGGAACGUAAUGCUCGAAGGCAUGGCGAAGCUCCUACUCCGUCAUCCUCCCUCUGCCGCUUCAUCGACAAGAAUAUCCGCAAUCGUUUACUCACACUGAAAACCACCUCUGGCUAUGAGGAUGGUCUUCCACUUUGGUUUCAAACUCAUCCUCUUUCUACUACUUCACGCUCUUAA